ACCAAAGGGUACUUGGACGAUUUCAGGACUUAGCCAAUCGGCCUCUCAACACAUCAGGGGAGAUGACUGACACGACCUUUGUCAGGGUUGCUAUGUCGAGUACUCGGAAGGAUCCUGGUGAAUUUUCCUUGGGAUCCGGAAAAUUCUGGGUACUUCUGGACCCCAUCUCGGAACUCUCCGAAACUCCCUAGGGCCUAGCAUAAGCCCUGCUUCAGAACCUUGGGGACUUGGGUUGGGAGCUGAUAGCUGAUAAACUGGUAGAGAGCCGAGAGCCGGAGCACGGCGAAUCCUCGGUUCAUACCUGUUGCCGUGUCACACGGUAUGAAACUUUCUUGAGUGCCGCGGGGUGAUUUGAUCCAACGAGCGGUUAUGGCUGCUUAGUCUGCCUCAGCUACUGGUACCCUAUGCGUCAUGGCUCUUUACCAGGUUCCCCUCCUUACCCAUGAUGCUCCACCAUCCCAGAAAAUCGUUUCUCUCAACCCCUCUCGAGUGCACAAGGCCUGCUCUCAACCGCUCCUCUUGCCAUGAAGCUGCUACGAUCGUCCCUCUGCAACCUAAACAAGAACCCGCUUCGCCACAGCAAAAUCCGUAUCCGGAUCGAAUUCCCUCUCAACCGCACAUCAUCUCCGCUCAACCCCCUUAUUGCCAUGACGCUGCGACCAUCGUCUCUUUGCCAGCCAAACAAAAAGUGGUUGCGUCUCCGCAACGACAUCCGCAUCUGAACCAGUCACCUGGCGUUCAACCCCACAAGCUCUCCGCUCAACCCCUCCUCCUUGCCAUGAUGUCGCCACGAUCGUCCCUCUGCAACCCAAACAUGAACCCGCGUCUCCGCAGCAACAUCCGCAUUCCCAUCCGGAUCGAAUUCCCUCGCAAUCACACAGCAUCUCCGCUCAACCCCCUUUUUGCCAUGACGCCACGACCUUCGUUACUCUGCUUCCCAAACAACAACAUCCGCAUCUGCAACCCAAACAACACCAUCCGCAUCCCCAUCUGGAUCAAGCACCCUUUCACCCACACCAGCUCUCAAGGCCAUUCCUCCCGCUCGACCGUCCCCUUUUAGAACCGCCCGAGUUCCCGCCAAACGAAUCAUCCCUAACCGACGACCAUCCUUUUCGUCCGAUUUCGCUGCAUUCAGUGGUUACCAGCUAUGUUUCGCUCGGGUGUCCGGUUCUGGACCGUUUUCUCAAAGGCGGCCUGCGAGCCUGCCAUGUGACUGAAAUAGUGGGAGAGGCAGCAACCGGCAAGACCCAGCUGUGCUUGCAGCUGGCGCUGACAGUUCAGGCAACCCUUCCAGCACCACUGCCAGGACCAGUGCAAGCACCCCAACGACAACUGCUCUCAUUCUCUGGUGCUGCAGACACGUCAAGACAGGCUGCAGACACAUCUCGUGGCUCGGCGUUGUACAUAUACACUGACGGUCGUUUCCCCACGAAACGCCUCUUCCAGCUCGCCAACAGCAGCCAGUUCAAAGACCUGCUAGGAUCAAAAUCCCCUGAUCCUGGUCCUGUUCCUCUCAGCAGCAAUGGCAUGCGGAGAAGCAGUGUCAGCAACGGUACUACUGGUGCACCUGGUGCUGACUGUAAACCGUCGAUUGAAGGCAGCUGGGGGGACGAUCCUAGCCAUCCGUGCGAUCAUGUGUUUAUCAAGGAGAUCUCGACCGUCCAAGAGCUCGCCCACUGCUUGGAAGGGGAGCUACAUUUGGAGCUCUCUAGGUCCAGAAUCCUCCCAUCCGCCUCCUCAUUAUCGACUCUAUAGCCUCGUUGUUUCGCUCGGAAUUCGACCACUCACGGGACGACAUGUGUCAGCGCACCGCCAUGCUGUUCCGCAUCGCAUCUGCUCUCAAGCAACUGGCAGACCGGUACAAAAUCGCAGUUGUGGUUACAAAUCAGGUUACCGCAUCCGUUGAACCUUCACAUUCCAGUGCCACACCAGCAGCAGCAGCAGCAGCCGAAGACGGUGAGUCAGAACCAGAUGCAUCAGGCACAGUAGCCAUGGCAUAUUCCGGGCCACACCCUGAUCUUCUCUCUGAUUCAGGCAACUCACAGAUCCUCUGGUCAUCAGGCCAACACGUCAUACCAGCCUUGGGCCUCGCCUGGUCUCACUGCGUCAACACGCGCCUCCUCCUCUCGAGACGAACUCCCGCCACAUUCCUGUCCUACUCACCGUACCAGACACCCAGGCUCGGACAGCAGGCUCAGGAGGGUUCUAGCCAGUGGGAGCUGGCACAAGCAGCUGGUGCAGCUGCAGCAGCUUGGGGGAGCACUGUGGAGCGGAAGCUUGUGGUGGUGUUUUCACCGUACCUGCCUCCAGGCUGGGUGGAUUUUUCCCUAGGAAUCCAUGGCAUUGUUGGGGCUGGCGCUAUGGCAUGGAGGGAAGGGGUGGAUGGUGGUAGUGGCGCCAUGGUUUCUGCAACAAGCUGUCGGAGCAACCUGGUGAUCAAGCCAGCUUUGUCGGGGAGAGGCAGAGAGGCUGGUUUUGGUAGGCAUGAUGUGGGGGGGACAUGGAUGUUGGCCAGGUGGAGAGUUCAUGUCGAGCUGUUGUCCCUGUAGGAUUCUGACUCUCGGCACGUUGAUCUGAUAAGAUUUUUUUUAACGUUUGUAUGGUUCAUUUGUAAAUGUACUUAACGUUUUGUUGUACUU
Messenger RNA from Closterium sp. NIES-67, 2639 nucleotides. The record is from the annotation of a GenBank genome assembly. Lineage: Eukaryota; Viridiplantae; Streptophyta; Zygnematophyceae; Desmidiales; Closteriaceae.